Messenger RNA from Guillardia theta CCMP2712, 963 nucleotides. RefSeq lists its product as hypothetical. Gene Ontology annotation, biological process: protein ubiquitination. Lineage: Eukaryota; Cryptophyceae; Pyrenomonadales; Geminigeraceae. The transcript is spliced from 11 exons. Bases 152 to 760 code for a protein of 202 amino acids. Gene Ontology annotation, molecular function: ubiquitin-protein transferase activity. The record is from RefSeq and is a predicted model, not a curated record.
AGAUAGACAUGCAGCCGGGGGACAUCGCAGCUCCUGGUUACGUCUUCGGAGGGAUCGCCCCCUGUGGGAUUCCCUUCUACGUUUGUCAGGCUACCAACCAGUCAGUCUGGGAGUUGCCAUCUCCUUCUCAUCUAGUUGCAGAGAUUCUCACAUGUCACAAGAGGACAAGGACAGAGAGCUUGCACAGAGACUGCAAGCAGAGUUCGAAGCGGAGGAAAGAGAGAUGAAGAAGCAGGAGGAGGAACGGAUACAGCAGGAGCAGCAAACCCUCCUUGAGCGGCAGCUGCGUGAGCAGGCCCGGGGACAAGGACGGCAAGAGGAGCAGGCGAACAGCCCGAAGGAGGAAGUCAGCCGAGAAGUUCGGGAGGAGGAGAAGAGGAAGGCUCUAGAGCUACAGCAGAAGGAGGACGAGGUGAGGAGGAAGGAAGAGCUGCUCAGGAAGCAGGAGGAAGAGCUGCGGAAGAGAGUGAGGGAGCUUGAGGAGCUUUCGCUGAAGCAGAAACAAGAGCAAGAGAACAGAAACUCGUCGGACGACAUUCCCUUCGAAUAUCAGUGUCCCAUCACCAUGGACGUUAUGACUGAUCCUGUCAUAGCAAUGGACGGACACACAUACGAAAGACAAGCCAUAGAGAGCUGGUUGAAGAAUCACAAGAAGAGUCCCAAGACCAACCUGCCGCUCCCUUCCAACAUGCUCAUCCCCAACCACGCCCUCAAGAGCAUGAUCAUCGAGUGGAAGGAGAGCAGGAAGAAGAAGCGAUGAAGCAGGACGCAUGCGCUAGAGCAGGAGAAACAGAGAGAAUAGGAGGAGGAAGGAUCGGGUGGGUUGGGGGAGGAGAGGAGGAGGAGAAGGGGGAGGGAAGAGAGGGAGAGGGAGAGGGAGAGGGAGAGGAGGAGCAAAAGGAGCAAGAGGAGGAGGACAUCAUGGGAUUUCAAUAUUUGAAUAACAUCAAGAACGGCUCCAAG